GUUUGUGUUUUCUAAAGUCGAAUUGAAUUUUCUUCGGAUUCAAGUUUCCUUGUUCUUUGACUAUUUCAAACAUGAUGAAACAUAAGCUGCCAGAAAAUUGGAUUGUAUUAAAUUCAAAGUCGCAUCCGCAUAGAGUUUACUAUUUUAAUGUUAAAACAAAUCAAUCUUCUUGGGUAGAACCAAUAGGAGAUCAAACAGAACAAGACUCAGUUGGAUGUUCAAAAAGGCGUAAAAUAUCAUUACAAAAAGAUGACAUUAACCAGGUUCAGUCUAUUGUUUCUGAACAUAAUGUAUCUGAAGCAAAAAUGUCUAAAAGAAAGAAACUUAUUGAUAAGCGUUCUAUUGAACAAACACAAAAGAAAACUAAUGAAGGAAAAGAAACUCCACAGAUGAAAGCAAUUCGUGAAAAAAUGUUAAAAAGAAUGGAAAAGAAUAGUAUUAAAGCUCAGAAUUCUAAAUCAACUAAGGAUAUGGCAAAAUUAUCACCUCAAAAGCUUGAUAAAUCUAGUUCAUGGGUGCAAAAAUCUGAUACUCAUUUAAAUUUAGAAGUAACUCCUACGCCACAAAUGCAGAUACUUUUAGAAAAAAUAGAGGAAAGAACACCAAAAUAUAAAUCUAGAACGAAAAAGGCAGAGGAAGACAAAAAUACAAUAUAUAGGCAAAAGAAACCAAUUAAAACACGAUCAAGAAAUCAAAAUGUAAAUGAACAAAAAACUAUUUCAAAGGUUUCCUUAGAAAAUAAAAAUCAGAAAGAAGAACAAAAAGGUCCAAACAUUGCAACAAUAGAAAAGAAAUUACAGAAUAAAAAGAAGAAUAAAAAAUCCAAGUUGAAAAGGCAGUGUAAAAAGUUGUUAAAAGUAAAUUUAGGCAAUGAGCGCAUGGAAAAAUUGAGGGAAAACUUAACAACAAAAUAUGAUAGUUUGAAUGAUAUUUCUUCUCCAUUGGCAAGUUCUUCUCCAUUAGAUAAAUUUGUAGGGGAAAAAUUACCAAACAUUCAUAAAAAUGUUGAAGUUAGACUAGUACGUUUAAAAGAGAGAUUUAUAAAUGAUAAAAUUUCUAUUAAUAAAAAUUCAUGUACUGGCAAAGGAGAGGAAACAGUAAACUUGUCUGAAAAAUCAAUAACAACUGUAGAUGACUUAAUAAAACAAUCCAAUGAAAAUUCUUUGUAUGAAGAAAUGGAUUGGGAACCAUUGGAAGAUGAAAAAAUUACAUUUGAAGUUCAAGCUGUUAGAACACAACUUUGUUCAGGAAAUAAUUUGCAUACAUCCUGUAAUAUACCUUGCAGUACUUCAAAGUAUGCCUUAUUGAUGGAGCAACAAACAAGAAAGUAUCUGUAUAUUGUUGUUGAUACAAAUGUGUUCUUAUCAAAUAUCAAUGCUAUUGAUUUGGCAAGAGAAACUACUUUCAAAAGUUAUGAUCAUUCAAUAAUUGUGGUACCAUGGACUGUCAUACGUGAGCUUGAUUAUAUUAAAGAUGAUAAUGGCAAAUCAAAAUCAACAACAUUGUGUGUUAAAGCCAGAAAAGCUAUAAAUUAUAUUCACAAACUUUUUUCUUCUAAAGAACCAUAUAUUAUAGGACAAACAUCAGAAGACGUCGCAAGAAAUAAAGUAAAAUUUUCUGUUGACUGUCCAGAUGAUGAAAUUUUACAGACUUGUUUACAAAUUCGAGAUUUAGGGAAAUCCGUGGUCUUAUUAUCAUAUGAUAUGAAUCUCUGCAACAAAGCUAUGAUUUAUGAUAUUGUCACACUUGGGAGGAAUGAUCCCCUCGAAAAAAUCGAUUAUCUCAAUGCUACUACCUUUAUAAAUGAGUCAAUAUCUCAUUUUAAUAAUGAUACUACAUCAAUUCUAAGUCAGGAACUGUAUUUAUCAGAUGAAAUAUAUGAGGAUAUAAAAAGUGUUACAAGAGACUUUCUGACAGUAAUAGUCAGCAAAGAAAUGUAUACAUUAUAUGGAGAAUCUUGGGAAAAGUAUGUUGUUAUAAGACCACCUUGGACAACUGUAACUGUUUUAAAAUGUGCUGUAAAACAUUGGAUAGCUGCUAUAAGUGAGUCAUUUCGAAGAAAAGCAGGAGUUAUUAUGAAAGAACUGUUAGAAAUAUUUGAAAAUACAACUGGCAAAAGGUCUUUAAAAGAAAAUAGUUAUAUUUUGAAUAAGUGCAGCGACUUGAUACAGAUGGUUAAUAUAGACAAACAUUCAGAUUUAAUGUUACGAAUUUCUAGAAAGAUUGAUGAGUUGAAAGAAAAAUGUCAAGAUUAUGAGUCUCGGAUAAAUAAUCAAAAAUUAUGUGACGCAAUUGGAAUCGAAAACAAUAUUGAGGAACAAGAAUGUAGAGCACAAAAAGCUUUUCAGUAUUUUGAAAUGGCAUAUGUUUAUGCUCGUGACAUGUGUGGAAUGGCGGCUGAAGUGGUAGGAAUGCCUUGCAGUUUUCAAUAUAAUAUUCCAAAUCCACUUCCACCUAUAGAUUAUGUAAAACAAAUACAACCAGAACUUGCAGCAAAUGUAAAUAAACUAUUAUGUAGUCUGAGCGCUGUAACAGAGCAAGUUAAAAGUUCUUGUAUAGAUUAUCGAUCAUUAACAAAUUUACAUCAAACAUUGAUAACAUUUCUACCUGAGUCUGCUCCAGCAGCAAUGAAAUUGAUUGACAUUGAUUUAGUGCCUCUUGAUAUAUAUUGUUGCAUAAAACGAAAGGAAGAUAUUCUAACUAGAGGUUUGCGACAACUGCAAGAACUCAGUACUCACUUUUGUAGAUUAGCAAGCUAUAAAUUUCUAUAUAAUACAAGAAGUAAUUUUUGUACAACGUGGAAAAUAAAAAUGCACAGCCAGAAUAGUGAUACGUAUGAAAUUAUGUUCCCUGGCAAUCUUUAAUAAAACAAUUUAAUCUCCAAUAAAGCAAUUUAAUCUUCAAUGGAACAAUUUGUCAAUAUUCUGAUAAUUGGGCGUUAU
This is a messenger RNA of Eufriesea mexicana, 2942 nucleotides long. It is a transcript of the gene Swt1, whose product is annotated as Swt1 RNA endoribonuclease. The record is from RefSeq and is a predicted model, not a curated record. NCBI's taxonomy places the organism in Eukaryota, Metazoa, Arthropoda, Insecta, Hymenoptera, Apidae. The transcript has 13 exons. Gene Ontology annotation, cellular component: nucleus. The coding region runs from base 72 to 2864 and encodes 930 amino acids. Gene Ontology annotation, molecular function: protein binding.